Messenger RNA from Trichomonas vaginalis G3, 968 nucleotides. RefSeq lists its product as uncharacterized. The annotation marks the transcript as partial. Lineage: Eukaryota; Parabasalia; Trichomonadida; Trichomonadidae. The record is from RefSeq and is a predicted model, not a curated record. The transcript has a single exon.
AUGACUUCUAUGGAUGAUUCAAAGCGUUCAUUAGUGGUUAUGGCUGAUUCAAGAGUUCGCAAGAAUGCAACAGAACCAAUCAAUACAUACUCAUUCAUUCGUGGAAGUUAUGAUUCAACAUUAACUAGAACAGUGAAUGAUAUAUUAAAUGAUUUGAAUAUUAAGGUAAGAGUUGAACAGAAGAAUGAAGAAAUAAAGAAUAUAAUGAAUGAAAACAAAGAUGUAAACAUUGACGAUAAACUUGCCCAGAGCAUAGUUGAUGGCAUCUGUGAUUUUGAAGUACAUAAUGAUGGUGGAAACAUGAAUUUAGAAAAAGAAUUUACAUUAUUCACACUGUUUCAAGCUAUUAAUUCGUUACCUAAUCAUUUAAUUAAUGAAGCAUACGAUAACGUUUAUAACUUCUGCAGUUUAACAGAAAAUGCAAAAAGUAAUUUUGAAAAAGCACGUGAUAGAUAUGCACAUUUAAUGACUUCUCCAUUUGUUUUGGUAAAGAUUCUAAAACUAUAUCAAAAGGAAUAUUAUGAUGAAUACGUUUUGCCUUUAUUACGUAAGCCAAAAAUAACAUUUGAUAUAAAACUUGAUGACUCGUUUUUGAUAACAGAUAUUAGACGCAAGGCUGAAAAUCAUCAGUAUAAAAACAGUUCUGAAGUAAUUGAGGAUUUAUCACGUGUCAUUCGUUUUGUAGAUUGUGGAAACAAAUACUUCAUUCAAAAAGACUAUAAUAUUCAUGAUAAAAUGAAUCAAAUAUCAUUCGUUCUUCAAUCAAACAUGAAAGAGUCACUCAAAAUGAUUAAAUUAUUUAAAGAAGAAGGUAAAACAAUAACAGCAUGGGACGUACUAUUAAAUCAAUUGUCUUCAUUAACCGUUAAGGGUGUUUGCUUUAAAUCUGAUUCCCCAGAUGUUUUCUCAACGUUUCAAGGUUAUAAAUACAACAUUCUCGAAAAGCUUGAUUACUCAAAAAUUGAGAU